This is a messenger RNA of Neolamprologus brichardi, 1341 nucleotides long. RefSeq names its product biorientation of chromosomes in cell division 1 (gene bod1). NCBI's taxonomy places the organism in Eukaryota, Metazoa, Chordata, Actinopteri, Cichliformes, Cichlidae. The record is from RefSeq and is a predicted model, not a curated record.
AAAGGAGGCAUUCGAUUUGGACUUCUGCUUCUACCUUUUUUAAGAGAGCGUCUGCUGUUCAGCAAGACUAACGAUCACUUUGCCCGCAGUUUGUUCGAGGGUAAUGAAUCGAACGUACGUCUUGUAGAAUAACUAGUGUGGAUAGUUAAGUGGUUGGCUAGUUCAAUGCAGCUAACAGGUAAGUAAUAAAAUAGUCUCCUGGGUUUGGCAUGGCCGAGGGAAGCGGUAAUGUUAACGUCAAUCCGGCCAACCUCCCACCGGGAGACCCGCAGCUCAUCGGGAUGAUUGUGGAGCAUCUGAAAAACCGGGGUCUUUUUGAUGAGUUCCGUCGGGACUGUUUAGCCGACGUCGAUACAAAGCCGGCCUAUCAGAACCUGCGACAGAAAGUGGACAACUUCGUCACAUCGCACUUGAGCACGCAGAACUGGAACCCGUCCAUCAACAAGAACCAGAUGAGGAACGGACUGAGGCAAAGCGUUGUUCAAUCGGGCAUGCUGGAGUCUGGUGUGGACAGGAUCAUAACUCAGGUCGUGGACCCCAAGAUGAACCACACUUUCCGACCGCACAUAGAAACAGCCAUCCACGACUUUCUGUCAGGGGACAGGAAGGAGGAAAGCACCUCAAGUUUGAACUCUGCUCCAUCUGAACAGACAGAACCACAAGAGGCUCCGUCUGCCUCUGGCCCCAAAACCCCCUGAGUCUCUCUCUCUCUCGAUACAGGCACACAUGCUGGUCUCUAGUGGUCUGCACAUUCUGUAUGGCUGCAUUAACCUUUGGAAAGGUGCAGCAUCGGACGGGUGGACGAUGAAGAGGAGGAAAGAGGAGGCUGUUUUGUGCCUCUAGUUCAAUGGAUUAGUCAGGAGUGUGUCAUUGCUCCUGCGUGAGGCUGCUGCGGGAGAAGGGCUACAACGCUGAGUGGUGCGCUGUCGUCGUUUGAGUGUGGAUUGUUAAUUUUUUUUUUUCGGUACUGGCUUUUUUUGUUUGUUUGGGUUUUUUUCCAAUGUGCAUUACUUUUUUUUUCUUUUUCUUUUUUUUAGCAAUUCUAUAUUUUUUAAUACAGAGCCAAUUGUUCACUCACUCUGUUUAUGCCUAUGAUAUAGACAUUUUCCAGUAAUUAUGUUUCCUGUUACUUUUUUUAUUUUUAUUUUUUAUGCUUGUCUGCACUCAUUUUUGAUAGACUGAGGGGAAAAAAACGAAAUUACUGAAGAGCAAUGCAAUGAAUGAAUUUGUUUCAUGUUUACAGGCCAUAAUUUUUCAUUUCAUCAUGUCAGAUUUUUCUUUGGUGUGUGUGCUUAAUAUGAAGUUUGUCCAUCUCAUGUGCUUACAUUAAAAACAACUGCC